AUGGCAGAGUGGAAUAUGGUUAUAAGACUUAAGUGUCUUACUUUUUUAAGCUUUUGGGUGUUUAUUACUUGUUGUGUGAUUGUGGAAGCAGCUAGAGAAAAUGCAUUGAUGGGUCACCACCAUCAUGAUCAUGGUCAUAAUAUUGCAGAUAACUGGGUGCACGAGACUACGUAUGCACGACCUUGCAAACAUAUUGGGAGUCCAGCAUUAGGAUACGGAGGUGCUACUACCGGGGCUGGUUGUGGCUCUGGUAGUAGUACUGGACAUGGUUAUUCAGGUGGCAGUGGUAGUGGUUUUGGCUCAGGCUCAGGACAAGGUAGUGGAAGCACUGAAGGCUCUGGAUCGGGAUUUGGCUAUGGCCACGGCAGCGGCAGCUCAGGUUAUGGAACUGGUAUGGGCAGUGGCGGAGGCUUCGGGUCAGGUUCAGGAUCUGGCUUUGGUAAUGGUGGUGGUAGCGGUUCGAGUUCUGGUUCUAUCGGAGGUGUAGGAAGUGGUGGUGGCUCAAGUUAUGGUUCUGGCGGAAGUGGUAGUGGCUCAAGUUAUGGUUUGGGUGGCGGUAGUGACCAUUCUGGUGAUGGACUUGGAGACGGUGAUGGAGAUGAUCCAAUUCCUCUCAGGAAAACUAUUCAUGGUUAA
This is a messenger RNA of Papaver somniferum (opium poppy), 636 nucleotides long. RefSeq names its product glycine-rich cell wall structural protein 2-like. The record is from RefSeq and is a predicted model, not a curated record. The transcript has a single exon. The coding region runs from base 1 to 636 and encodes 211 amino acids. Lineage: Eukaryota; Viridiplantae; Streptophyta; Magnoliopsida; Ranunculales; Papaveraceae.